UUCAUUUCGUAAAUAGCGUCUAUUUGGUUGCUGGCGUUGGUCGUAUUUUACAAAAGUGAACGUUAAUUGCGUGUUUGCUGAAUGUUUUAACAUCAGACUGCUAAUUUUCAAUUGAUGCACAAUGGCAGGCAAAGAUCGCGUCUUUAGCUUUUGUCCGGAAGAGUCGAGGAUUGAUAAUGUGAAGAACGAUAACGAGGACGAAAACCGUGGACCGGUGAUGAAAACGAGCGCUGUGAAACUGGAUAAGGACAAUCUGCAGAAGCCUUUGUUUGAAUUGAACGUAUUCGAGCGGAACUACCAGUACGCACGUAUUUACGACAAUAGGCGAUCCGCGCUGAAGGCUCAGAAGGAAGAGGAAGAGAGCAGCCAUUGCCACUUCAAAGCAUCACCGAUGCUGAUCUCAAAUCCACCGAAAGAGCAAUCCAAGUUUCCGAAAUUUACUGUCCCUAAUACACCGGAAGUGUUGAAGCGUGAACGUGGACCCAGGACGUGAAUGUAGCUGAGCUGUGUUACAUGCGUGUGUGUGCUCUAGUUAUGCAGUUCAUAAUGGAGGCUUCCGAGUUCAGGUCGAUGUCUCUAUACUGCUAAUAAAAGGAAUAUUAUAAAUGCUACCUAGCUAGUGCUAGCUUCAAGCCGCAGUUCGUGCAUUAAGCAGAGUUUUAUCAAAUUCUAUCGAAUUCAAUCAAUUCAAGAUUCAUCUUCAUUCGCAUUGCUAUAGGAUUAAAACUUUCUCAUGUAAGUGAAUUGUAAUACAUAGAAUGACGUUUUUGUAAUAAGUAAUGAAAUGGGGAAAAAU
Anopheles moucheti is the source of this 796-nucleotide messenger RNA. RefSeq lists its product as uncharacterized. The transcript has 2 exons. Lineage: Eukaryota; Metazoa; Arthropoda; Insecta; Diptera; Culicidae. The coding region runs from base 122 to 493 and encodes 123 amino acids. The record is from RefSeq and is a predicted model, not a curated record.